Cyclospora cayetanensis is the source of this 1116-nucleotide messenger RNA. Its product is annotated as meiotic recombination protein SPO11-like. The transcript has 8 exons. Gene Ontology annotation, biological process: meiotic DNA double-strand break formation; reciprocal meiotic recombination; meiotic DNA double-strand break processing. Lineage: Eukaryota; Apicomplexa; Conoidasida; Eucoccidiorida; Eimeriidae. Gene Ontology annotation, molecular function: DNA binding; ATP binding; DNA topoisomerase type II (double strand cut, ATP-hydrolyzing) activity. Bases 1 to 1116 code for a protein of 371 amino acids. Gene Ontology annotation, cellular component: nuclear chromosome. The record is from RefSeq and is a predicted model, not a curated record.
AUGCAUGUGAGAAAUUGUACAGUCGGAUAUGCUUUGAGCUCAUGCCAGAGAGAUUUUCAUGUAGAGCGUUGGAGCUCUCUGCUUACUUCAUUGAACUUCUCGCAGUGUCUGAUCACUGGAAUGCUAGCUAUGGAUGCGUUUACCGUUUCAAAAGUCGCUUGCUGUGCUAGGGCAUCAAUUAAAUAUCUCCCUAAAAACGCUUGGUUUAGGUGUGGCUACAUUGUUGGAGGACCACAUUCUUGCAAUUCUUUCUUGGAUUUGCAAUACAAAGAGCGAGCUGCCUUCAACUGGCAACAAAAAUACGAUGAAGCAGAUCUCUGCGAUGAAAAAAGGACGGCUACCCAGCGAGAGUUGUAUUACAGAGCGCCCGACAUAUUUUCGAAUCAACAGCAAGUCAAUGUCCUCCUACAGGAUAUCGUCGCCCUUCUGGAGAUUUCCCGUGCUUCCCUCUCGGUCUUCGCCUCAGAAAGAGGUUCUGUAGCUGGUCUUUUGAGCUUCAGACACCGCGGACACACGCUCUCGUGCAGCUCCGGCUCUGGCGUAAUGAUCUCUGAGUCCUUGUUGGAAGCGGACGAGUUGCACAGUAGUGCCAGGUACAUCAUUGUUGUCGAAAAGGACACAAUUUUCCAGUCGCUUUGUGCAGUGGAAUUCUGGAAUCUUUUGCCUUGCAUCCUGAUUACCGGUAAAGGUUUCCCCGAUUUCGCGACACGAAAGUUGCUUAUUCACUUAGCGCAUAAGCUCAAUUUGGAGGCUGGCUACGUUGGGGACUAUGACCCUCACGGUGUCCAGAUAUUUUUGACAUAUCAGCAUGGGAGUAAAAGCUUUGAAGGGCGGCUGCUCUCUCUACCCUCUCUCCAUUGGAUCGGGAUGCUGUACCGAGACACGGAGUUACUACCUCCUACUGCUUUGCUGCAAUUAGGGCAGCGAGACACGGCGCUAUUACAGAGUCUCUUGUCCCACCCAGGAGUCUUAGCGAAUAAACGCUUACGGGAGGAGUGUGAGAGCAUGAAGAAAGGGGGGAGGAAAUGCGAAGUUGAAGCCCUGGAAUGGAAAGGGCCAGACUAUAUUGGCAGACACUUUGUAGCCUCAAGAAUUCUCAGGCGGGAGUGGAUCUAA